Molecule: messenger RNA, 1061 nt
Organism: Panicum virgatum (switchgrass)
Lineage: Eukaryota; Viridiplantae; Streptophyta; Magnoliopsida; Poales; Poaceae
Product: glutathione S-transferase 4-like
Exons: 3
Coding region: 242-907 (221 amino acids)
Cellular component (GO): cytoplasm
Molecular function (GO): glutathione transferase activity; glutathione binding
Source: RefSeq, a predicted model, not a curated record
CCCACCAACCACUCAAUUCCCUGUGUUCUAGCACCUUCUUCCCCCAAGCACCGGCCGCCGGCCGGCGGGCAGCAGCCAUCUCUGCCCUCCUCCUCUCCCUCCUGCUCCUGUAUAAAUAGCAGCAGCAUGCUGCUGCAGCAGCAAGCAAGCAAUUCCAUCAACCAACAUCGUUUGUAGAUUUUGCAGCGUUGGGUACAGACCCAAUCAAGAACAAGAAGCUAGCAGAGCAACUGAGCAAGCGAUGGCGCCGCCCAAGGUGUACGGAUGGGCGAUCUCUCCGUUCGUGUCGCGCGCGUUGCUGGCCCUCGAGGAGGCCGGCGUCGACUACGAGCUCGUCCCCAUGAGCCGCCCGGACGGCGACCACCGCCGCCCGGAGCACCUCGCCAGAAACCCUUUCGGUCAGGUGCCAGUUCUUGAGGACGGCGACCUCACGCUCUUCGAGUCCCGGGCGAUCGCGAGGCACGUCUUCCGCAAGCACAAGCCGGAGCUCCUGGGCGCCGGCAGCCUGGAGCGGUCGGCGAUGGUGGACGUGUGGCUGGAGGUGGAGGCGCACCAGCUGACCCCGGCGGCGGCCCCCGUCGUGGUGGAGUGCGUCUUCGCGCCGUUCCUCGGCCGCGCGCGCAACCAGGCGGCCGUCGACGAGAACCUCGGGAAGCUGCGGAAGGUGCUGGAGGUGUACGAGGCGCGGCUGGCGCAGAGCAGGUACCUCGCCGGCGACUUCCUCAGCGCCGCCGACCUCAGCCACUUCACCAUCAUGCACUACUUCAUGGCCACCGAGUACGCGGCGGUCGUGGAGGCGCUCCCGCACGUGAGGGCGUGGUGGGAGGAGCUCGCCGCGCGGCCGGCGGCGAGGAAGGUGGCGGAGUUCAUGCCGGUCGGCGCUGGGCCGGCCAAGAAAGACGAGUGACCACCGAUCAAGUUGUGGUGGUGUUGUGCUUAAUUUCCCGUCGUGCGGGUUUCUACUUCUAUCCUUGUAAUAAAAUGCAGCUGCUUUCAGCGUUCAUAAUUCACAGAAAUCUUGUCCUGGACCACGAUAAGGAUACAUUUAAUUUUGAGAUCAA